Molecule: messenger RNA, 1404 nt
Organism: Caenorhabditis remanei
Lineage: Eukaryota; Metazoa; Nematoda; Chromadorea; Rhabditida; Rhabditidae
Exons: 7
Coding region: 1-1404 (467 amino acids)
Cellular component (GO): mitochondrion
Molecular function (GO): pyridoxal phosphate binding; transaminase activity
Source: RefSeq, a predicted model, not a curated record
AUGUCCACCUUGGUCAACGCAUUGGGAUUCUUCACUUCCUCGACGCCAGCCGCUGCGGCGACAAAAGAUGUCCGUAGCAAGGAAGAGAUUCUCAAAAAAAGAAAGGAUACCAUCGGAUCAAAAUGCCAAAUCUUCUACUCGGACGAUCCGUUCAUGGUAUCCCGUGCCUCGAUGCAAUAUCUCUACGAUGAAAAGGGCAACAAGUUCUUGGAUUGCAUCAGCAACGUCCAGCAUGUCGGUCAUUGCCAUCCAAAAGUCGUCGAUGCAAUCACCAAACAGUUGUCAACUUCCACUUGUAAUGUUCGUUUUGUGUCAACUCAAUUGACGGAUUGUGCCGAGCAGAUUCUCUCGACACUGCCUGGUUUGGACACUGUCUUGUUCUGUAAUUCUGGAUCAGAGGCCAACGAUUUGGCACUCCGUUUGGCUAGAGACUACACAAAACACAAGGAUGCGAUUGUUAUUGAACACGCCUACCAUGGCCACGUCACCACUACCAUGGAACUCUCCCCCUACAAAUUCGACCAUGGCUCCACCGUCUCCCAACCAGAAUGGGUGCACGUCGCCCCGUGCCCAGACGUAUUCCGUGGAAAACAUCGUCUUGCUGACAACGAGUUGACUGAUGAGGAGAAGUUGUACGCCGCCGGAAAACAAUAUUCAGAUGACGUCAAGAAUAUUCUGGACGACGUGGAAUCUCGUGAACGUGGAGUGGCCGCCUACUUCGCAGAAGCACUUCAGUCGUGUGGUGGACAAGUGAUUCCACCGAAAGAUUACUUUAAAGAUGUGGCAUCUCACGUUAGAAAACAUGGAGGACUGAUGGUCAUUGAUGAAGUACAAACUGGAUUCGGAAGAAUUGGAAGAAAGUAUUGGGCUCAUCAGUUGUAUGAUGAUGGAUUCAUUCCGGAUAUUGUCACUAUGGGAAAGCCAAUGGGAAAUGGAUUCCCGGUGUCGGCGGUGGCGACGAGAAAGGAGAUUGCUGAUGCUCUCGGUGGAGAGGUUGGCUAUUUUAAUACGUACGGUGGUAACCCAGUGGCCUGUGCCGCUGUAAUCUCGGUGAUGAAAAUUGUGAAGGAUGAGAAUCUUCUGGAACACAGUCAGGCAAUGGGAGAGAAAUUGGAGGUCGCCCUGAGGGAUCUUCAGAAGAAACACGAGUGUAUUGGAGAUAUUAGAGGAGUCGGCCUAUUCUGGGGAAUCGAUUUGGUCAAAGACCGUCAAACCCGUGAACCCGACCAAAAACUCGCCAUCGCAACCAUCCUCGCCCUCCGUAAAUCCUUUGGAAUCCUUCUGAACGCCGACGGUCCGUACACGAAUAUUCUGAAAAUCAAGCCACCACUCUGCUUCAAUUCUGAUAAUAUUAUGGAGACUGUGACCGCUUUGGAUCAAGUUCUCACUCUUAUGAAUCGAUAG